This is a messenger RNA of Closterium sp. Yama58-4, 2149 nucleotides long. The record is from the annotation of a GenBank genome assembly. Lineage: Eukaryota; Viridiplantae; Streptophyta; Zygnematophyceae; Desmidiales; Closteriaceae.
AUGUGGUUCGUGCUGUGGCCCGUGGCGGCGGUCGUGGGCGCGUCGUGCGCGUGCGUCGGCCACGUUGUGUACACCAACAAGCUCCUGCGGCGCCAGCUGCGCGUCUUCCGCGUCGCGCUGCGCGUGUUCCUCGACUACAAGUUGACGCAGUACUACCUGACGUACGUGUGUGGCGCGCUGCUGCGCCAGCGCGUGGACGAUGCAUCGCCACGCUCCAUCACCACGUGGCAGCGGGCGCACACGCGGUGUGCGCGCAGCGUGUACGCAGCGAUGGUGCAGCUGGAGGGGCUGUGGGUGAAGGUGGGCCAGUACCUCUCCACGCGUGCCGACGUCAUGCCUCCGCCCUACCUCGACCUGCUGCGCCUGCUGCAGGACACUCUGCCGCCCAGGGAUAUGUCCGAGGUACUGGGCACCAUAGAAGAGCAGUUGGGCAGCCCUCCCUCAGAGGCCUUUUCAUCCUUCGACCAUCAACCGCUCGCCACCGCCUCUAUAGCGCAGGUGCACCGUGCAGUGCUGGCGAGUGGGCAGCAGGUGGUGGUGAAGGUGCAGCACGCGGGCAUCAAAGAGAAGAUCCUGCAGGACUUCAGGAACCUGACGACGAUAGUGGAGUGGCUGGCGUGGGCGGAGCCGGAGUAUGAUUUCAAGCCCGUGGUGGGCGAGUGGGUCAAGGAGGUGCUCAAGGAGCUCGACUUCCGCCUCGAAGCAGCCAACCUGGAGCGCGUGGCGCGCAACUUCCAGCAGCACGAACUGGCGGGCGGGAGUGGGGGGGAGGGGAGCAGCGGGAGCAGCGGUGCCCUGACAGUGGAGGCGAGUGUGCCGGCGGUGGUGCGCGCCACAGAGCGCGUGCUGGUGAUGGAGUUCGUGCAGGGCGUGCGGCUGAGCGACCUGCCUGCGCUGGACGCCAUGCACGUGGACCGGCAGGUGCUGCUCAACCGCAUUGCGCGCGCGUACGCGCACCAGAUCUACGUGGGGGGGUUCUUCAACGCUGACCCGCACCCAGGCAACUUCUUGGUGAGCGACCAGCCGCCGCACCUGCCAGUGCUGCUGGACUUCGGGCUCACCAAGGCCGUCGACCAUGCCAAACGCGUUGCCCUCGCCAAGAUGCUGCUCGCUGCCGCUGAGGGUGACGUGGCGAUGCUACUGAGUGCGUUCAGUGAGAUGGGGUUGAAGCUGCGCGUGGACCUGCCAGAGGACGCCAUGGCCGUCACUGCCUUCUUCUUCCGCACUGCUGCCCCCGCGCCCGAGGCCAAGGCGGAGGUGGCGCGCAUGAGGGAGCAGUUCAAGUCGCGCGCCAAGGAGCUGGAGCAGCAGGCCAAGGCCGCGGGGGACGACGCUGCUGUUCGCCGCAACCCGGUGGACGCGUUCCCCGGGGAACUCAUGUUCUUCUCCCGUGUGCUUGCCCUGCUCCGAGGCUUAUCAGCGACGUUGGACGUGCACCUCUCCUACAUCGACAUCAUGCGCCCCUUUGCUGAAGCCGUGCUCUGCGCCGACCACCUGAUAGGGCCGCAGCGCCUGCUGUCCCCGUCCCCUGACUGGGUGCGCGGGGUGUGCUCAUCCCCCGCGCUGCAUCGCAAGCUCUGUGCGCUGCUCGCCCAGCUGCUGCAGCAGGGCCGCCUCGUGGGCGUGCAGGUGUGUGCGUACAUGGGCGGCGAGGUGGUGGUGGACGUGGCAGCGGGGUUCCUGGGGCGCUACGACCCGCGGGCAGUGCAGCACGACUCACUCUUCUCUGUCUUCUCCGCCACCAAGGGCGUCACCUCCGGCAUCAUGCACUGGCUCGCUGACAACCGGCGCGUGCAGCUGGAGGGGCGAGUGGCGGACAUCUGGCCGGGCUUUGAUGGCAAGGGCAAGCACCAAGUCACUGUAGCAGAUGUGUUGACACACCGCGCAGGGCUGCCCAACGCCAUGUCCACCAAGCUCAUGCUCGACCCCAUGCUCAUGUGCCGGUGGCAGGAGAUGCUAUCGCACCUGGCAGCGGAGGCACCGGAGUCCCCCCCGGGCACGGUGGAGGAGUACCACUACCUCUCCUUCGGCUGGCUCGCAGGCGGUAUCAUUGAGGCGGCAGCAGGGCAGUCGUUCCAGGCGGUGCUGGACGCAGUACUGGCCAGGCCCCUGGGCGUGCGCGGGGAGUUCUACGUUGGCAUCCCUGCAG